AUGGCGUACGUCCUCAACGAUGAUGAUGCCGCCGCAGGGGCUGCACCAGCAGCAGCCUAUCCCCAAUCUCCUUCGUCCAACGCCCAGCGGCCGCAAUCUCCGUCCGCCGCCGACACCCCGCCGCCGUCGCGCGGCUUAAGUUACGAUGACAGCUCCCCAUCAUCGCCGCCCUCGCUCUCCCAGAGACAGAGCACCAAUGAGCGCAUCGACGAGAUCCUAGUGGCAGCACGAGGCCGCGCACAAGCAAUGGGCGGCGGCAGACUCUCGACGACCCGCUCCGCCCCCACCAGCCCCCCGCGCCGCUACUCCCGCGCCGACGGGUCCCACGAUGAGACCGUCGCCAUCAUCUCCCGCGGCCCGAACCGCAAUUACCAGAGCAUGAACGCCACGCCGCCGGCCCCGCCCGGCAACCCUGAACCGCCGGCCGGCAUGCGGUCCCGCAAGUCGGCCGCCCGGCCGACCCGGACCCGGCUGCCGGCUCAGACCGAGGUCGAGGAGGAGGACUACGACGACCUGGUCGCGCGCGAGCGCGCCGCGCAGGACAGGGAGCCGUGGUACACGGUCUUCCUCUCGAGUUUCCAGAGCAUCGAGCUGGAGAACAAGGGUAGCGUGGCCCGCGACCACCUCGCGCUCGAACGGACCUUCCUCGCGUGGCUCCGCACCUCGCUGGCCUUCGCCUCCAUCGGCAUCGCCGUCACGCAGCUCUUCCGCCUCAACUCGUCCCUCUCCGGCCCCGGCCCCGCAGACCCCAACGCCCACACCCUCCGCCAGCUGGGCAAGCCCCUCGGCGCCACCUUCCUGGCCGUCAGCAUCCUCAUCCUCUUCCUCGGGUACCAGCGCUACGCCCGCGCCCAGCGCUGGGUCAUGAAGGGCAAGUUCCCGGCGAGCCGGGGCACCGUCAUCCUCGUCUCCCUCCUCGCCUUCGCCCUCAUGGCUGUGAGCCUCGUUGUUGUUGUCGUCGUGAGCCCCACAGGCAGGGAGCGUUGA
Molecule: messenger RNA, 987 nt
Organism: Colletotrichum graminicola M1.001
Lineage: Eukaryota; Fungi; Ascomycota; Sordariomycetes; Glomerellales; Glomerellaceae
Exons: 3
Coding region: 1-987 (328 amino acids)
Source: RefSeq, a predicted model, not a curated record